AUGCUGCUGGGGCUCCGCUCGGUGUGGCUGCUGAGCUGUUCGAUCAGCUUGUGCCACGGCUAUUUCGACGGCCCGCUUUACCCGGAGAUGUCCAACGGGACGCUGCAUCACUAUUUCGUGCCGGACGGGGACUACGAGGAGAACGACGACCCGGAGAAAUGCCAGCUGCUUUUCAGGGUGAGCGACCGCCUGCGCUGUACAGCCAACGGGGAGGCUGAGCGCUCGCAUCCCGCGGUGGCGGCGGCGGCGGCGGCGCCCGCUCUGACGCUGCGCGAGGAAUUCACCGUCCUGGGCCGGCAGGUGGAGGACACGGCGCGCGUGCUGGAAGGCAUCCAGAAGAGCAUCGCCUACGACCUGGACGGCGAGGAGAGCUACGGCGACUACCUGCGCAGGGAAUCCACGCAGAUCGGCGACGCCUACGCCAACUCGGAAAAGUCGCUGGGCGAGCUGGAAAACAAGUUCCGGCAGGGCCAGGAGCACGAGAGCCACGAGGAGAGCCGCCUCAACGACGACUUCCUGGGAAUGCUGGUGCAUGCGCGGGCCCUCCUCAAGGAGACGCUGAGCGUCUCGGCGGGCCUGCGGGACAAGUACGAGCUGCUGGCGCUCACCGUCCGGAGCCACGGUGCGCGCCUCAGCCGUCUCAAGACCGAGUAUCUCAAGGGCUGAGCAG
Molecule: messenger RNA, 670 nt
Organism: Protobothrops mucrosquamatus (brown spotted pit viper)
Lineage: Eukaryota; Metazoa; Chordata; Lepidosauria; Squamata; Viperidae
Gene: FIBIN
Product: fin bud initiation factor homolog
Exons: 1
Coding region: 1-666 (221 amino acids)
Source: RefSeq, a predicted model, not a curated record